Molecule: messenger RNA, 1332 nt
Organism: Gracilinanus agilis (Agile Gracile Mouse Opossum)
Lineage: Eukaryota; Metazoa; Chordata; Mammalia; Didelphimorphia; Didelphidae
Gene: SNX31
Product: sorting nexin 31
Exons: 13
Coding region: 1-1233 (410 amino acids)
Biological process (GO): intracellular protein transport
Cellular component (GO): early endosome
Molecular function (GO): phosphatidylinositol binding
Source: RefSeq, a predicted model, not a curated record
AUGAAGAUGCACUUCAGCAUCCCAGUGUCCCAGCAGCGGCUGGACACACUCGGGGGUCGCUACGUGCUGUACUCGGUGUAUCUGGAAGGGUUCCUCUUUUGCAAGGUGCGCUACAGCCAGCUGCAUCGUUGGAACGAGCAGGUGAGCGCUCCUGUCCCUAUGGAUCAAAACAUCUUGAGAAGUGAAGUCUUCAUCCGUUUUUUUAAAUUGCUACAGCAGGACACAUUCAAAAUCACCACCAAGAAAGUCUCUCUGGAUGUAUUUCUGCCUGAUGGAAGAAGUAUAAGAAUUGAAAUUCUAACCUCUGACACUGCUGAAAGAGUCUUAGAGAUUGUGUCAUACAAGAUGGGACUGUCUCGGGAUCUUAUUGGAUACUUCAGCUUGUUCCUGAUCCAGUUCCAGAGUGACAACAUCUUAUCUGUAAUGAAAAAAAUGGCAGAAUUUGAACUCCCAUAUGUGAGUCUUCAAAGUAUCGAAGUGGAAAACUGUAAGGUUGGACUUAGAAAAUGGUAUAUGGAUCCAUCCCUUGACUCCAUGCUUAUGGACUGCCAAACUGCUGUCAAUUUGCUAUAUGAACAGGCAGUUCAGGAAAUUGAAAAAAACUGGGCCAAACCAACUGAGGAGCAGAGACAGGAAUUAGAGGCCCUGAGGAAAGCAGGAAACCAGACAAAGUUUUUGGAGCUGGCCCAGCAGGUGCAGCACUAUGGAUACAUGCAGCUUGAUUCCUGUGCCUGCGAUUACCCAGAACCUGGCUGUGUGGUUACUUUAGCGGUGGGCAACAAUGAAAUCAGCUGCUACUUUAAGUUACCCAGCAAUCAGACCCAAGAAGUUAACUUCAAGAUGAGCCGGAUAAAAUCAUGGCAGGUCACUUUCCUUGGAACUCUGCUGGAAGAAGAGGAAAGUCCCCAGCAAACCCUCAACCAGAACCUGGAGCUCAGGUUUCAGUACAGUGAAGGCAACAACAGUUGGCAGUGGUUUACCAUUUAUACCAAACAGGCUUUUUUGCUGAGUAGCUGCUUGAAAAAGAUGAUAACAGAGAAAAUGAUGAAGUUAGCUGCAGAAAAUCCAGAAAUGCAGAUUGAAGUCCCCCUGGAACAAGGCAAAAGUAAGAAAUCCUACCAUCAACAAAGCCAGACAAACUUUUUUGAUUUUCCACCAAGAAAAGGCAAGAUUUCAUUUAAGUCAACUGAAGAGGACUGUGUGUUUGAGACUAUAAGGGAAGAGGAUCUUUGAAGAAGAAGAAGAAAAAAAUCCAGCAUUUCCAUUUUCUUCCUUUAAAAUAAAUCGUUUGAGACAGCAGGCUGUGAAAUGACCAAAGAUUGGCUUUAUAUC